This is a messenger RNA of Calypte anna (Anna's hummingbird), 1713 nucleotides long. It is a transcript of the gene APTX, whose product is annotated as aprataxin. Lineage: Eukaryota; Metazoa; Chordata; Aves; Apodiformes; Trochilidae. Bases 297 to 1352 code for a protein of 351 amino acids. The transcript is spliced from 8 exons. Gene Ontology annotation, molecular function: single-stranded DNA binding; mismatched DNA binding; double-stranded RNA binding. Gene Ontology annotation, cellular component: nucleus. Gene Ontology annotation, biological process: double-strand break repair; single strand break repair. The record is from RefSeq and is a predicted model, not a curated record.
GGAGGAGUGGGAGGGCUGUGCGCUUCACGGCGCAUGCGCAGUCCGGGAGGCGGCUCCAGCCCUGCUCCGAGCGGCAGCGGUGAGGCUGGGUCCGUGUGUCCCGGGCAGGCACCGACUGCACCCGGGUACGCGGCACCGGCACCGCCGUGUCCGCCGCCCCUUUCUCCCACCCCCACCCCGCGGCUCUGGGUCACCCCGCGGGCAGCCUGUACCGGGCCGCUCCCGCCUCCUGGUCAGGCAGUGUCAGCACCGCCGCAGCCGAUUGGUGGGGACAGCUCCGCGCGCGCGGAGAGGUGAUGCGUGCCUGCUGGCUCGUGGGGAAGGAGAAAUGCAGCCAGAGAGUGAAACUGCCACACUUGGAAGCAGUGGUGAUUGGGCGUGGCCCAGAAACUGGGAUAACAGAUAGGAAGUGUUCAAGGCAGCAAGUUCAGUUAAAAGCAGACUGUAACAAGGGGUAUGUCACAGUUAAGCAGAUAGGAGUCAACCCAACUAGUGUUGAUCUCGUGAAUAUUGGGAAGAAUGAAGAGGUGAUAAUGAAGCCAGGCCAAGUUCUGCAUGUUGUGAACAAACUUUUCCCCUACACGGUGCAAUUUAUUGAAGAGUCCGGGAAAACUGUUAAAGAGGCAGAAGAGAAAAUACAGACCUACAAGAUGCCAUGUGGGGACUCCUCUGAAAAUGAUGAUGAUGUAGAGCUUGUUCCCAGGAAAAAACCGAAAAUGGAGGUGGUGGAUACCCAAGGCACUUAUGGAAACCCCAAGCUAAGUGGCACUGGUGGAUCUGCAUCUGAAGGGUCUUCAAGAAACAAGGAAUAUGUAGGACACUGGAGUCAGGGUCUAAAGAGCUCCAUGCAAGAUCCAAAAAUGCAGGUUUACAAAGAUGAAAAGACUGUAGUCAUCAAGGAUAAAUACCCCAAAGCACGUUACCACUGGCUUGUCUUACCAUGGGAUCCCAUUUCAAGCCUGAAGUCAGUCACCAAGGACCAUCUUGAACUCCUGGAACAUAUGCAUUCAGUUGGGCAAAAAAUGAUUGAACAGUGUCCUUCCAGAGGGAGCCUGGAGUUCAGACUGGGUUACCAUGCUAUCCCCAGUAUGAGUCAGCUACACUUGCAUGUAAUCAGCCAGGAUUUUGAUUCUCCAUCCCUGAAAACCAAAAAGCACUGGAACUCAUUUACUACAGACUACUUCUUAAACUCUCAAGAUGUGAUAGAGAUGGUACGAAGCAAUGGAAGAGUGAUGGUGAAAGAUCAUGUCUCUGAACUUCUCAAAUUGCCCCUCAGAUGUCAUCAUUGCAGACAACAGUUGUCCACUAUCCCACAGUUAAAAGAGCAUCUCAAGAGACAUUGGCCAAGAUAACCUAAAAAAAAAAAUCACCUCAGAAUCUGUCUUCAGGUUUCAGGCUAAAAGAAAGAUCUCAAAAUGUUAGUGGGCAUCUGUAGUUUUUGUUAAAGGGAAUGACAUUUGUGAUACAGGAAAAAGUAGUCAGGAAACAGUGACGUAAUAGCUUGGAGAAGAAAACCUCCAAAAACAUAAAAAUAAAGUGAAUUCUGAAAUAGUAAGUGUGCUUGCAGUUUUAUUGUGGUACUGUCACACUAAUCUGUAUGAAGUCUGGAAGAAGCACUGUGGAUGAAUUAUUUUAAUUCAGCAGCUGAGGUGUUGAACCCAGUUCUAGCUUUCUACUGUGAAAAAAAAAAAGGAAAUAAACGAUGAUUUAGAG